AUGUCACAGAUUUUCGAUAAACUCAAGGGCGGCGGCUCGACCUCUGCCGAUGUCGCCAACAAGACCGGUGAUCUUCCCACCGCGGCUACAUACGACAGCGAAGUUGGACGCAUCGAGCAUGCGCGUGAAGCCAAGCGACAAAUCGGUAUCACCACCGCCAUUUUCCUGAUCGUCAACCGCGUCGUUGGUACCGGUAUCUUCGCCACUCCGGGAUCCAUCUUAUCCCUCUCCGGCUCCGUUGGUCUGUCCCUCUUCAUCUGGGUUGCCGGCAUGAUUAUCGCUCUCGCUGGUACCGCUGUCUACCUCGAAUGGGGAACCGCCAUCCCGAAGAACGGUGGAGAGAAGAACUACCUCGAAUACGUCUUCCGCCGCCCUAAAUUCUUGACCACCGGACUGUACACCGGCUAUGUUAUCCUCCUCGGCUGGGCUUCUGGCAACUCCGUCGUCUUCGGCGAGUACAUCCUCCACGCUGCCAACGUUGAGGUCGACCGCUGGAACCAGCGUGGAAUCGGUCUGGCUUGCAUCACCUCGGCCUUUUUGAUCCACGGUCUUGCUCUCAAGUGGGGUCUGCGCCUGCAGAACCUCCUCGGCUCCAUCAAGCUCAUCAUCAUCCUGAUUAUCAUCAUCUGCGGCUUCAUUGCCCUCGGAGGACAUGUCAAGCUCCCCGAAGACCAGAAGCCUAACAACUUCCGCAACGCCUUCGAGGGAACCACUGGCAGCGCUUACGGAGUCGUCACUGCGCUGUACAACGUCAUCUGGAGUUACAUCGGUUACAGCAACGCCAACUACGCCCUCAGCGAGACCAAGAACCCCGUCCGGACGCUCAAGAUUGCCGCGCCCGCCGGUAUCAUCACCAUCUCCAUCCUCUACAUGCUGGUCAACAUCGCCUACUUCGCCGCUGUUCCCAAGCAAGAGAUUCUCGAGGGCGGUCGUCUCGUGGCCGCGUCUCUUUUCCGCAACGUCAUGGGUGGCACCGCUGAGCGUGCUCUUUCGGUCUUCGUCGCUCUGUCUGCCUACGGCAAUGUUCUCAGUGUCAUCUUCUCUCAGGGUCGUCUUGUCCAGGAGCUUGGCCGCGAGGGCAUCCUGCCCUUCUCUCGUUUCUUCGCGAGCAACAAGCCUUUCAACGCCCCCUUGGCUGGUCUUUUCGAGCACUGGCUUAUUUGCGUGAUCACUAUGCUCGCACCUCCUCCUGGCGAUGCUUACAACUUCAUCCUCAACCUCAUCUCAUACCCCCUUGCCGUCAUCAACGUCUUCGUCGCCGGAGGUCUCGCCUACCUGUACCUCAACCGCAAGGAGUGGAACUGGAACCCGCCCAUCAGCGCCUCGCUUCCCGUUGUGGUCUUCUUCAUGCUCAGCAACGUAUACCUCGUUAUUGCUCCCUUCGUCCCUCCCGAAGAGGGCCAGAACGUCUACGAGAGCCUUCCUUACUACCUGCACUGCGUGGUUGGCAUUGCCAUCAUCGCCGCUGGUGGCCUCUACUGGGUCGUCUGGGCCAAGAUCUUGCCCAAGGUUGGCAAGUACGAGCUGGUGCGUGAGGUCGUGGUUGACGAGAUCGACGGCUGGGAGAGAAACGUCUUCUUCAAGAGGCCACUCGGCGAGUCCGUUGCUUCGGAGCAUCGGGCAACCCCUGACGUGCCGAAGUAA
This is a messenger RNA of Colletotrichum karsti, 1644 nucleotides long. RefSeq names its product amino acid permease. Gene Ontology annotation, biological process: amino acid transmembrane transport. Bases 1 to 1644 code for a protein of 547 amino acids. The record is from RefSeq and is a predicted model, not a curated record. Gene Ontology annotation, molecular function: L-amino acid transmembrane transporter activity. The transcript has 3 exons. Gene Ontology annotation, cellular component: membrane. Lineage: Eukaryota; Fungi; Ascomycota; Sordariomycetes; Glomerellales; Glomerellaceae.